UGGAACAUCUUCUCUGCGGUGUCGUCCUGUCCAGGCUCUGAAGCCCCGGGGAUCUCGGAGGAGCGGGAGCUGUCCACGGAGACCAUCGGUUCGCCGGUCAUCUUCAACCCGCACACGGCGCUGUCCAUCGAGAGACAGAGACAGAAACUUCCCGUCUUCAAGCACAGAAACAACAUCUUGUAUUUGGUGGAGAGCUAUCAGACUGUCAUUAUAGUUGGGGAAACAGGAUGUGGAAAGACGACACAGAUACCUCAGUACCUGUUGGAGGCUGGCUGGGCAGCAGAGGGGAAGGUGAUUGGAAUCACGCAGCCGAGACGUGUGGCUGCUAUCUCUGUAGCUAACCGUGUUGCAGAGGAGCGUGGCGCUCUGGUGGGACAUGAGGUGGGUUAUACGAUUCGAUUUGAUGACCGCUCUGACCCCCAAGCCACAAGGGUCAAGUUUGUUACAGAUGGCAUGUUAGUGCGAGAGAUGAUGGCUGAUCCUCUUUUGAAAAAAUACAGUGUGUUGAUGCUUGAUGAAGCACAUGAGAGAACCCUCUAUACUGACAUAGCCAUUGGUUUGCUUAAAAAGAUUCAGAAGAAACGGCGAGACCUGAGACUGAUUGUGGCCUCGGCCACUCUGGAUGCCAAGAAAUUCUAUGAGUUCUUCAACCUCAACGAGUCUGGGGAUCCUAGCAAGGACACCUGUGGAAUUCUUACAGUAGAAGGACGCACCUUUCCAGUGGACAUCUUCUACACAGUCAGUCCAGUUCCUGAUUAUGUGAAGGCCACAGUAGAGACUGUGCUAAAGAUCCAUGAGACAGAAGAAGAUGGGGAUGUACUAGCUUUUCUCACUGGGCAGGAAGAGGUAGAAAAGGUGGUGUCUCUUCUGCAGGAGCAGGCAAGAUCCCUUUCACGAUAUGGCAUGAAGAAGCAUCUUAGAGUUUUACCCAUGUACUCUGGCCUACCUUAUGCAGAUCAGAUGAAAGUUUUUGACAGGGCACCCUCUACUGUUCGUAAGGUGGUGGUGGCAACGAAUAUUGCUGAGACUUCUAUCACUAUAAAUGGAAUUGUGUUUGUCAUUGACUGCGCCUUCGUGAAGUUGCGAGCAUAUAAUCCUCACACUGCCAUUGAAUCACUGGUGGUGACGCCCAUCUCCAAGGAUUCAGCCAGCCAGAGGGCAGGAAGAGCCGGGCGAAACCGACCUGGGAAGUGCUUCCGACUGUACACAGAGGAGGACUUUGAGAAGCUGCCUGCCUCCACUGUGCCAGAGAUGCAGCGCACCAAUUUGGCUCCUGUCAUCUUGCAGCUCAAAGCGUUAGGCAUCGACAACGUGCUGCGGUUCAGCUUUCUGUCUCCGCCUCCAGCUCAGACCAUGGUUCAGGCUUUGGAGCUGCUUUAUGCUCUAGGAGGUUUGGACCAUUACGGCCGGUUGACUGAUCCCAUGGGUGUGCGGAUGGCAGAGUUUCCUCUCAGCCCAAUGUUUGCCAAGAUGCUGUUGGAGUCAGGAAACUUUGGCUGCUCCAAAGAGAUCGUUACCAUAGCAGCUAUGAUGCAGAUUCAGAAUAUCUUUGUUGCACCACCCAAUCAGAAGAAAGCUGCUGCCCGUGAGCACAGGAAAUUUGCAGUUGCCGAGGGCGACCAUCUCACCAUGCUGAAUGUAUAUGAAGCAUUUAUCAAGCAUCAGAAGAGCUCCCAGUGGUGUCAGGAACAUUUCCUCAAUUACAAAGGUCUGUUGCGUGCUGUGACUGUACGAGAGCAACUUCGGCGUCUCAUGACCAAGUUUAAGGUGCCGCGCACGUCCAGUGAAGGUGACCCCGAUGUGAUCUUGAAGUGCAUUGUUUCUGGGUUUUUUGCUAAUGCAGCCCGAAUUCAUCAUUCUGGCUCCUACAGGACUUUAAGAGAUGAUCGGGAACUUCACAUCCACCCCAACUCUGUGCUGUAUGGGGAAAAACCUCCAAAAUGGGUCGUCUUCAAUGAAGUUGUGCAGACGACAAAGUACUACAUGCGUGACGUGACUGCGGUGGAGUCGUCGUGGUUGGUCGAGUUGGCGCCUCACUUUUACAAACAGGUGAAGCAUGGCUCACUUGCCAGCAAGAGAUCACGAGUGCUGUAAAUCCUGCCAGCUUUCACAGCGAUGACACUCAUUAAACAAAAAGCAGACAACCCUUCUCACAUCGCCAUUCUCUCCCUUUGCAUUUUACUGUAAAUAAUGCUGUAAUAUAUAUUUAUCACCUAGUCGCUAUGUUGCCAUGCCAGAAUGUGAUUUACAGGAGUGUGGCAUUUUUACUGGUAAUAUUAAUGUCAUUCACUUCAUUUGAAAGUGUCUGUCAUGCUUUUUGGCUGUAAUGUAAUAUAAAUGCUCAGUGUUUAAUCCAAGACCUUAUGUGUUUAGAGGUUAUGUGGGAGUAAAAAGUGAUGGAUGUGAGCGGAUAAGCUGACCUGCGUCCAUUCGAGCAUGGUCACAAAGUGGCCUUUUAUAAACUGUACAUAGAGCAGGCUCAGAUCAGGGAACAGCUUUUGUGCUACAGGCCCGUCCAUACCUGCCUCUUAAAAUUUAUAUGUAUGUAUUAUUUUCUUCUUUUAGAAGAGAAGUAAUUGAAGAUAGUGAAAUGUGAGGAUGUUUCACUUUGAGAUAUGCUCUUCCCAUUACCUCGUGUCUUUAUUGUGAACUUUAGUUGACCUACAUUUUUUCAUUUAUAUAAAAUUUUUAUAUAUGUUCAAUGCAGAUCUAUCAUUUAAUAUGAUACUGUGAAAAUCCCGCUUUGUGUUAUUUAUUUAUGUUUACUCUGUUCCUAUUUAAUUGCAGUCUAGCUGAGUUAUUAGUGGCCUUUUCACCACUCUGUGCCAGAUUCUAUUUUAUCAGCCUAUUUCACAUUUCAUUUUCAGAUGGAAUGUGCAAAUACACCGAGCGUUGUAAACACAAAGCUGUGAAAUCCAAACUAAAAGUGCCGUUUGUUCCUGUAAAGACAAAGUGCAUUCAAGUACGGACCCA
Molecule: messenger RNA, 2973 nt
Organism: Thalassophryne amazonica
Lineage: Eukaryota; Metazoa; Chordata; Actinopteri; Batrachoidiformes; Batrachoididae
Product: probable ATP-dependent RNA helicase DHX35
Exons: 20
Cellular component (GO): intracellular anatomical structure; catalytic step 2 spliceosome
Molecular function (GO): ATP binding; RNA binding
Source: RefSeq, a predicted model, not a curated record